This is a messenger RNA of Bipolaris sorokiniana ND90Pr, 528 nucleotides long. RefSeq lists its product as uncharacterized. The transcript is spliced from 2 exons. The record is from RefSeq and is a predicted model, not a curated record. NCBI's taxonomy places the organism in Eukaryota, Fungi, Ascomycota, Dothideomycetes, Pleosporales, Pleosporaceae. Bases 1 to 528 code for a protein of 175 amino acids. Gene Ontology annotation, molecular function: mRNA binding; structural constituent of ribosome. Gene Ontology annotation, cellular component: mitochondrial large ribosomal subunit; ribosome. Gene Ontology annotation, biological process: translation; negative regulation of translation.
AUGUCGCAAGUCAUAGGCAAGACGCGCCUCGCCUACGCACGCUCCUGGCACCACCUCGACAUCGGCAGCGACCCACGCGCUCUCGGCCGCGUCGCUUCCUCCAUAGCCCUGACACUCAUGGGCAAGCACAAACCCAUCUUCGACCCCUCCACCGACUGCGGCGACUACGUCGUCGCCACAAACUGCGCCCAGCUCCACACCACCGGCAAAAAGCGCUCCCAGAAACUCUACCGCACGCACAACACCCGCCCUGGCUCCUUAAAAGAACUUUCAAUGGACAAGCUCAUGGCGAAAUGGGGCGGCGGAGAGGUGCUGAGGAAGGCGGUGAGCGGCAUGUUGCCGAAGAAUAGGCUGAGGAAGGAGAGGCUGGCGCGGUUGAAGACUUUUGAGGGGAGGGCGCAUCCGUAUGGGGAGAAUUUGAUCAAGGUGGAGAAUGGAGGCGGGCAGAGUAUAGUGGAGCAUCAGGAUAUUAAGACGACGUUUGCGCGGGCGAGGGAGACACAGGAUGAUGCCGCGCCGGCUUCAUGA